AAGAGGCGAAGGGGGGGGGAAGGAUGGGAAGCCGUUUCUAUGGCAACCUCCCAAGCAGCGCGCGCCGGAAGCGAAGUCCGCUCGCUGGCGGAAGUGACGCGACAAGGCCGCGACGCCGGCUUCUAUGGCGGAACGAGAAAAGGCUUUGCUGUUAUGAGGCCUCUGCAUCAUCAACCCCGUCUCCUCCUGGUUGGAGAAGGAAACUUUUCCUUCUCUGCCAGUUUGUGUGAAAUGAGGGGCUGUGAGACUCACAUCGUUGCUACCUGCUAUGAGAGUGAAGAUACUGUUUCUAGACAAGCUCUUGCCAAAUCCAAUGUACAAUAUCUGAAGGACAGAGGUGCUGAAAUUCUCUUUUGUGUUGACUGCACAAAACUAAAGGAGCACUUUUUGCCAGAUGACUGGGAUUUUGAUUGCAUUUAUUUCAACUUCCCCCAUUGUGGGAGAAAAGCUGGAGUGAAAAAGAACAGGGAGCUUCUUGCCAAGUUUUUCUGUAGCUGUGCAGAGGUCCUGGCAGAGAAAGGAGAGGUCCAUGUGGCACUUUGCAGAGGGCAGGGUGGUACCCCUGCAGACCAGCCAGUGAGGGAAUGGCACAACAGCUGGCAAGUAGCUGCUAUGGCAGCAGAGGCAGGAUUUAUCUUGAGCGACGUUCAUCCAUUUAACAUCGGGGAUGCUCGUGGAUAUAAAUGUACAGGUUACAGGAGUCAGGAUAAAUCCUUCCAUGUAGAAGGAGCUUUGAAUCACGUAUUCACACAGAGUGUGCCUUUUCCAUAUUCCAAGUCUGUGAUCUGUCAAACAGAACUGGAAGGAAAGUUGGUUUACUUCCUUGUUCCAGAGAUAUUUCUAGAUAAGAUUAACAGGGGUUUCUUGGAUGUGAAUUCAGAGCAUCCUGUAAGAACAAUAAAUGAAAAACUCAUUGAUGAGCUUGGCAAGUCUUUCCCAGUUCAAAAGGUGAACUAUUCUCUUUCCUUGGUGUUUCAAGACCGCCACAACUCUCCUUCCCCUCUGGAUCCCUUUUGGGUUGUUCCUGCUGCCAACAGCAACCCAGACCCCAAGUCUGUGGUUAACAAAUCUGCAAGGGAUACAGAGGCCUUUGCCUUCCCUUCUGGCUUUCCUGGCUGUGAUGGUUCAGAUGAGGAAGACAACGUGAUCAGCUGGGAAAGAAAUUGGGUCUUUGGACAGUAUUAUCUCAGACCUUCUCUUCUAGUUUCUCUUCACAGAAUGGCACAAAACACAGAGCUUCCUCUGGGGACUUUCCUGGUCCUCAGUGGGCUGGCCUUUCCGAAAUGCAAACUCUCUGCUUAUGCUCUGCCUGUUUUUCAUGAGACCGUCUUUAUCCAUGUGGUUAAUAAGGGCUCAGAAGACACGUGUACCCAGCUCCUUGCAGAAAACCUUACAAGUGCUUUAAGUACUUUGCUCCAGCCUUCAGGUUUCAGGUUUCAAGACAGUACAGCAGAGAAGUCAGAAACACAGCUGAACACCUUUGUGACUCCUGAACCUCAGCUUCUUAAGACAAAGUAUUUUAUCACUGUGACCCCAGAUGCUUCUGACCCAGAUCCAAAGGAGCUUUGUGUAGGGACAGUAAGUACAGCUUUGUGGCAGCCAACAAACAUCAACCGAGAAAUUGUUUGUGCUUCGCUGAACCUUGACCUUCUGGCCAUGCAUUCAUGUGGAAUCUUUGACUGGCGCAUGCUCUGGACUUCCGACGAGCGUUUCCUGAAUCAGUUUGCGGCGGGGCGCUUAGGCCCUUUCAAGAGCUUUUCGCUCUACCCACCCACCUACGUGCACGACAUCAGUUUCUGGGUUCCAGAACCAGAAAGAUUUAACGAAGCCCAGCUUCACACCAUUGCUAGGUGUGUCUCUUGUGAAUCGGUUGUGUCUGUCCAACUGCUUGACAGCUUUCAGCACCCAGGCACAGCACAAACCAGCCUCUGCUACAGGGUCACUUACCAGUCUUGUGACAAAGCACUCAGUCGCCAGCAGGUGGCAGCAAUGCAGGAGAAGCUUAGGAAAGAAAUACAGCGUUGUCUGCAUGUGACUCUUAGGUAGUUCUUCAUCCUCUCUCUGCAGACAGGUUUGGCCCGAAUCCCUAAUUCAGAUUACUGUGAGGAGAAGUCUGGAUAUUACCAGUGCUUUUUUGGUAAAAAAUGAAGCGCCAGUAUUCAUACAAUGAUUAAAGUACCACAAAGUGGCACGGGCAGCCAAAAAAGCCACUGCUCCAUACCAUUGAGUACUGUCACAAAAGAAGCCCUGGACAUUAAAAUUGGCUGGGUAACUGGUGACACAUUUAACAGUGUGUGUUAUAAGCAGGUCAGCCAUAAGCCUUUCAUAAAGGCUAGGUGGGGUUCAAAGUGGCGCACAUGACACUUUCCCCCCAUUCUGCUAUUUAAGGCAAUAAACUUUAUAAACCUUGUUUUAUCUUUUGUCACUCUUAGUUGGGUUCUCCUUUUUAGAGGAGGCUCUUAGUUGCAGGCUGCUGUGAUUGCAUCUAGCUCCCACUUCAGAAGCUAAGAGAGCCUCAGCCAGUCAGGAAACAAAAACAGGCUAUAUGGACCAUUUUAUUUAGUCCCAUCUGCUCUUUAAUAACGCUUACAUUUCAUGGCAUUAUUGGAAGGCUGGAGCUGUAAACUGCAAGGUGCACAUGCUGAAGCUGUCCAGUUUGGCUGCUGAAGGAAUAACAUUUCUGAGUGGAGUUCUGGCACAGUCUUUAGGAAAAACCAUGGAAAAGUCUUUCAGACAAGCUCAUGGCAAUGCACACGGUUCACUUCUUUUCUCCCUCACAGCAACCCUGUAAGGUUGGUUAUGCUAAGAGAGGGUCACUGACCCAAGCUCACUCAGCAGGGCUUGUGGCUGAGCAGGGACUUGAACUUGGGUCUCCUGUGUCAGAAUCCAAAGUCCAGUUUCUGUGCAGGCACGUCAUACAGCGGGGGGGGGGACUUUUUGAGCUCAGGGGCCACUUUCCCUUCUGUGCAACCUUCCAGGGGCCACGUACCAGUAGUGGAUAGGGCCAGAGGCAAAAGCAGGCAGAGAAACAAAAUGUGAAUUUUGCCUUUGUGCUGUAGGCUAGUUCUACAGACAUUUGCUUCCCCACCCCUCAAUCCAGGCAAGCAAAAAUUAAUAUUGGUGUUCAAGGACAUGCUCUAACCAGGCAAAAAUGAGGGUGCAAAGC
Messenger RNA from Rhineura floridana, 3166 nucleotides. RefSeq names its product ferredoxin-fold anticodon binding domain containing 1 (gene FDXACB1). The transcript has 6 exons. Gene Ontology annotation, molecular function: rRNA (uridine-N3-)-methyltransferase activity. The record is from RefSeq and is a predicted model, not a curated record. Bases 40 to 2046 code for a protein of 668 amino acids. Gene Ontology annotation, cellular component: cytoplasm. NCBI's taxonomy places the organism in Eukaryota, Metazoa, Chordata, Lepidosauria, Squamata, Rhineuridae. Gene Ontology annotation, biological process: rRNA base methylation.